Messenger RNA from Ochlerotatus camptorhynchus, 1305 nucleotides. Its product is annotated as lipase 1-like. Gene Ontology annotation, molecular function: hydrolase activity, acting on ester bonds. Lineage: Eukaryota; Metazoa; Arthropoda; Insecta; Diptera; Culicidae. Gene Ontology annotation, biological process: lipid metabolic process. The transcript is spliced from 3 exons. The record is from RefSeq and is a predicted model, not a curated record. Bases 103 to 1305 code for a protein of 400 amino acids.
ACUUCCAACCCUUAGAACAACGUCUAAUCAAGAAUCAAUCUAGCUGGGUUGUCAAUAAUCAGUUAAUCGGUAGCCUUAGUACGGAACGGUUCUAGAGAAGACAUGUUCAGUCGGUUAGCAGCUGUGUUGUGUGUCUUAUGGGGUGUGGCCCAAGGAUUUAAUAAUUCGUUGCCUUUUUCUGUUGAGGAGGAGGACGCUCUGUUGACUGUGCCACAACUGAUUCGGAAGUACGGCUACGAAGUGGAAGAGUAUGAAGUUCCCACCGAAGAUGGUUACCUGCUGUCGAUGUACAGAAUUCCAGGUCAAAAGGGAGCACGGGAGUUUCCAGUUCUCAUGAUGCACUCGUUGUUCAGCAGCUGCUCAGAUUGGGUCCUGAUCGGUCGGAAACAUGGAUUGGCAUACCUGUUGGCCGAUCGUGGCUACGACAUCUGGAUGGGAAACGCUCGGGGUAAUCGUUACUCAAGAAAACACCAACGACUUUCAGUGACUUCACAUCAAUUUUGGGACUUCACAUUCCACGAGAUUGGCUAUUACGAUGUUACGGCGUUGAUUGACUUCGUUCUUGACCGAACGGGAGCUCAACGGCUUCACUACAUUGGCUUCUCACAAGGUGCGAUGACCAGCUUCGUAGCAUUAAGCAGUCGACCGGAGUACAACGAAAAGAUUGUUCAACUGCACGCUUUAUCUCCGGCCGUUUACAUGUACCGUAGUGGGAGUGCAAUAAUACGCUUGUUGACAUCGCUGCUCUCUCCGCUUUCUAUUACUUUCAAGUCCGUUGGAAUAAAUGAAUUCUUACCGCACUUGGAGCAGCAGUACUAUUUGUUCCGAUGGCUGUGCCCUACUCCGGGACAGAACUUUUGCCGAGCUGUGGUCCACGAUGUGGCAGGUCCCAAUCCAACUCAACUGAAUGCCAAAAUGCUUCGGAUCUUCCUAGGCCACUUCCCAGCGGGCGCUUCGACCAAACAAGUGCGUCACUACGCCCAGAUUAUCAACGAUGGAAUCUUUAGGCAGUUCGAUUACAAUGAUAUCAGGCAGAACCGGGAAGCUUACGGAACCAGAAUCGUCCCAAGGUACAACCUAUCACAGGUGACGGUCCAAGUGAGAACCUACUUCGGCUAUAACGACAACACGGUCGUCUACCAGAAUGUACUGCAGCUUGAAAGCGAACUACCAAACGUGGUUGGGAGCUAUCCGGUACCGGAUAAGCGAUUCAGUCACGUAGAUUUUAUACUAGCCAACAAUGUCAGGGAAAUCCUCUACAGGGAGAUUAUCAACAACGUCGAACAAACCGAUCGGAAGAGUUAG